This is a messenger RNA of Lates calcarifer (barramundi perch), 5953 nucleotides long. RefSeq names its product aryl hydrocarbon receptor. Gene Ontology annotation, molecular function: transcription cis-regulatory region binding; nuclear receptor activity; protein dimerization activity. The record is from RefSeq and is a predicted model, not a curated record. The coding region runs from base 1 to 2913 and encodes 970 amino acids. The transcript has 11 exons. Gene Ontology annotation, biological process: regulation of transcription by RNA polymerase II. NCBI's taxonomy places the organism in Eukaryota, Metazoa, Chordata, Actinopteri, Centropomidae. Gene Ontology annotation, cellular component: aryl hydrocarbon receptor complex; nucleus.
AUGUAUGCGGGACGCAAGAGGAGAAAACCAGUUCAGAGAGCGGUGAAGCAGUCAACAGCCGAAGGGGCCAAAUCCAACCCGUCCAAACGGCACAGAGACCGGCUGAAUGGAGAGCUGGAGCGCUUGGCCAGCUUGCUGCCUUUCCCUGAAGAGGUCACCGCCAGUCUGGACAAACUCUCCAUCCUCCGUCUGAGUGUCAGCUACCUGCGAGCCAAGAACUUCUUCUCUGUCGCCCUGAACAAUCGAAACGGAGUGACUCCAGACUGUGCGAAUGAUGACGACAGCAAAACAGCAGGAGUGGUGGAGUCCAAGAUCCCUGAGGGGGAACUUUUGCUGCAGGCUCUCAAUGGGUUUGUCCUGGUUAUCACUGCCAGCGGGACUAUCUUCUAUUCCUCUCACACCAUCCAGGACUACUUGGGAUUCCACCAGACGGACGUCAUGCAUCAGAGUGUGUAUGAGCUGGUUCAUACAGAGGACCAGCAAGAGCUCAGGAGAAACUUGCACUGGGCUUUGAAUCCUCCUCCUGCCACUGCAUCUAACAAUACCCAGGACUCUCCCCAAGAGAUAGAACCUGACAGCAGCUCAUCUCUGGUCACCUACAACCCUGAACAGCUUCCCCCAGAAAACUCGUCCUUCUUGGAGAGGAGCUUUGUGUGUCGUUUUCGCUGCCUGCUGGACAACUCCUCAGGCUUUCUGGCUUUGAACAUCCAAGGCAGGCUCAAGUUUCUGCAUGGACAGAACCAGCGGCAAGAAAACGGAGGAAAGGCCCCACCGCAGCUUGCCCUUUUUGCCAUCGCAACUCCUCUACAGCCUCCGUCCAUCCUGGAGAUCAGAACCAAGAACAUGAUCUUCAGAACCAAACACAAGCUGGACUUCACACCCUUAGCCUGUGAUGCAAAGGGGAAAAUAGUUUUGGGGUACACAGAGGCUGAACUGCGGGUACGCGGAUCUGGCUAUCAGUUCAUCCAUGCAGCAGAUAUGUUGUACUGUGCAGAGAACCAUGUCAGAAUGAUGAAGACUGGAGAGAGUGGUCUGACUGUGUUCAGGCUCCUCACCAAGGAGAAUCGCUGGAAAUGGGUUCAGGCUAAUGCAAGACUGGUAUACAAGAAUGGCAAACCAGACUACAUCAUCGCCACCCAGAGGCCUCUUUUGGAUGAAGAGGGAGGAGAACACUUGCGUAAGCGCUCCAUGCAUCUACCCUUUACCUAUGCCACAGGUGAGGCUCUGCUCUACCAGUCCAACCAUCCCAUUGCAGGCUUUAUAGAUGGAGGCCAUGAGAAAAAUGGCAGUAAGUCCAAGAAGAGCCGGACAGAAAGGCUGGUGAGGGAUGGUCUGGACCCUGGCUCCCUUCUCGGGGCACUUAUGAGUCAGGAUGAAUCGGUCUAUGUUUGCCAGCCUGCUCUGGAGCCCAAAAUGUCCUUCCAUGGCAGCUUCUUUGGAGAACAAAUUGGCUUCUCUGACUCAGAACCCUCCAGUUUGCACAGGAGCUGGGAUCAGGCAAGCAAUGGUGUGGUGGGUCCAGGCCUCACAGAGCCAAACAUAAGCUUUGACCCACUGCUGGCUACUUUGGACUCCCUCUCCUUGGAAAGCCAAGGUGUUGCAGAUGCAGAAGAGGGGAGCUGUUCAAAUGGUGAGCUGUUUGGAGCUCUGGAGGGGUUGGGGCUGAGUGCUGAGGAUCUGGAGCUGCUGUUGCUGGAUGAGCGGAUGAUCAGAGUUGAGAUGGACCCUGAACGUGUGCCCACUUUGGAUGACCUGCUGACAAAUGAUGAGAUCCUUUCAUAUAUAUACGACUCCAUAGAGGGAAAGAAUGAUUCCACAGAACAUGGAGAACAGAUGCCUCCUAGUACAGCCUCAGCGACAGCUACAACAGUGUCACUACCUGAGAGUAACCCCACAUCUGACACUAAUGUGCAAAUGCAGUUUCCUCACCAUAAGCCUCCCCUGGUGGGGCAGGCUCCCAUCGUCCAGCUGUCCCAGCAGAUGCAGCAGCACCUCAGCAUGCGAACGGGUAAAGUGGCACACGACUGGGGCCACCAGAAUGACCAUUUGGCAAACACAAUAGUUAAUGGGGAACUGCUAGGACAAAACCAAUCUAUUCCCAAUGGACAAUGGACAGCCCAAGACAUUCUAACCAGUGCAGGGAUACAACUGGAACACUUUAACACACAACAGACUAUUUUCACUGGCAAGGCAUCAGAGCUGGAUGGUGAGCUGCAUCAGCAGCAAACACAUCAACCCUACCUGCAGCAGCAGCAAUCCAGGAUGCAGAACCAACUUUCACAGCAGUACCAUGCCAAACAGAAGGCAGCCAACCUCAAUGGACUAUGUGGCAUCUCCAGCACAGAGCAUCCAGCUGGGAAAUCCCAGUGGCAGGACUAUGGAUUCAGUGAGAGUCUGGGCAGCAACCCCUGCCUUGAUAACAGCCAAAAACCUCUUACAAACACCUCACUGGAUUCUUGCAUGGAUUAUAGUAUGCGUGAUAUUGACAAUGCAGAUUACACAAUUAGUGGAAGUGGUUUGUUCGGAAGGAGUGGGCAACAGCACGGGGCAGAGUCCAUGGUUUCAUCCUUCCAGGGGAUGAACCACAAACUGCCGCAGGACCAGAUUCCAGUUCCUUUGGCCCAGGUAAUCUCCAGCCUGUCGCAGUGCCCUCCCCCCAACGCCUCCUUGGAGCAGAUCCUAGGUGUGGGCAAGCCCUGCCGGCAGCUGGACCAUUAUGGCAUGGUUACCUCAGAGAUCCCUCAUGAUCCCAAUCAUAGUAAGAUGGAGAAUGGCUGCAUCCUGAACAGUACUUACUCAGGGGGCUGUGCUCUGCCCAAUGGAAAUGAACCAGCGCCCCCUGCCGUCCAGAUACCUGGCCCUGAGACUUUGUCCAGCCUCCCUGACCCACCAGCCACCGGCUUCUACCUCUGACCAUCUGACCAGGAACAGUCAUGCAGCAGGACACUGUUAAUGGCCAGAAACACACAAUGACUGGACCAGCCUUAUACAGUCUAGAUACCAUAAUAAACAAAGCUGAAUAAAUGUAGGCCUAUAUGUUUUUCUUUUGUUUUUAAUUUGUCUUUUUUUUUGUGGGGUAGGGGGUCAUUGUGCAAGUCAAAUUAUCAUGAGUCCUUUGUUUACAAUAAUGCAGUCAAGAGUGCUCAGUUUAUUUAAAGUAAUACAGAGAGGUAAAUUUAGUUUUCAUGAAGCUGUGUGUUAUAAAUCUGUGUUCAGAUACAACGCAAAGCACAGUUUAGUUUUAGAUGCACCUUUUUGAAUAGCUUUCAAUACCAAUUAUUCACCAUUUAGUUUUAUAUUAUUAUGUCAUUUCAUGCAGAAUUUUGUUAUAUUUUGUAUAACAUGAAAGAUCAAGAUAACCCAUAAAAGAGAUGCUUGAAAACAUUUGGACUGACUGGAUGUUAUCGGUGGGUCAAUGACUGAUACCACUUUACCAACAGAAGCUGAAUAUAACCCAGAUUAAGGUCAAUUACUUCACAUCAAUAUAGUCAUUUUCCAAGCAAAACUACUAAGCAUUUCAUGGUUCCAAGUUCUCAGAUGUCAGGAUUUGCUGCUUUUCUUUGUCAUAUAUGUUAGUAAACUGAAUGAAGACUUUUAGACUGUUUGCUGGACCAAAACAAGACAGUUAAAGACAUUUGAAGAUGUCAUGCUCAGCUCUGGGAAAGAUUUUCUGACAUAGACAAAUAACCAGUACAUUAAUCAGUAAUGAUUAUAUUAGUUGCAGCCAUAAGUCGUGAGAUGCAAAAACAAACAGAUGCAGAUAAACUGAGGCAAAGACGGGAUGUUGUAUGUCUCUAGUUCAUGAAUGUAGGAGGAGGCUCUCGAAAAGUAUCUGACCGAGCAUCAAAUGCAGCUCAGUGUCUUGUGAGUUUAUUUUUCAUCAGAUAUCUCUAUAAUUGGGAGCUAGGGUUAGGACAAUUUGCAUUGCUUUGUAUCUGAAGGCACCAUAUAACACACACACACACACACACACACACACAAACACACACUCUAUCCCCCAUCAGUGUAACUCCCAACUUGAUUACAGAUUUUUGGUACUGGCUGUCGAAAAGAACAUCAGCACCGCUCGUAGAUUUUCAUCAUGCAACAAGAAUGUAAUCUUUCAUUGUUCAGUGAUAUCCUUGUUGAACAGUUUUUAAUUGUCAACAAUGAGAUUAAUCCGUUAUAUAUGUUUGAAAAAAGUAUAGAAUAUGGAAAUUAUGGCUAGAAAUAUCCUGCACUUUAUUUCCAGCACCCACUUAAUGCAGAUCUGUAGUCAGGGAUGCUGGGGUUCUAAAAACAACAGACCCUGUUUUUUGUGAUUAGUUUUUAUUUUAUUUAUCUUUGAGGCUACUGAUGCAAGAUGGUGCCGUUUGCUUUUUUCUGUUACUUUGAGGUACAUUUCAGGUGAUGGGUUAAUGUCCUCACAAGCACAAACACUCCUGUACAAUUGUCAAAUUUUUCAUCAUUCUCCAUUUGAUUUUUUUUUUUUUUUUCAACAAUGUUGCUAAUCUUGGACAUCUGGAUGAGUUUUAUUUCUUUUUUGUCUUCAUUAAAACUUGAUUGGGAGAAGUCACUUAAUUUGAAUUUUCAAUAUUUAUUCAUGUCCUACAGGAAGUGAGCAUUCUGGAUUGUUUUUGAAGUUUAUAUGUAAGACAUUUUCUUGUACAAAAAAACAAAACAAACAAACAGAAAAAAGAAAGAAAGAAAGAAAGAAAAUGUUAUUCUCUCACUAAGCAAUGGUUGCACUUGCUCUCCCGGAGGGAAUAAGUGAAAUCUUUUUACAAUGAAUCCACACCCAAAUCCAUUACAGUACAAUCAAACCCAAGUUUUUAAAGAAAAAGUCUGACGUUAUAGGAAGGGAGUGAAUAUAUACAGACAUACUGGAUGCACAGAUGUGAAAUAAUAUCAAUUUUCUUACCUGAUUUGUUGUCUGAGAUAGAAAACAAAAAUUAUUUCCCCAAAAUGUCAGACUUUUCCUUUUAAAUGCAAAAAACUUGGUGCUAUAUCAGGUCAGUAAUUUCAGGUCUACACAGCAUCUUGGAGCAGUUACUGAAUGGCAAACACUGAAAAACCAAAUGUGAGUAUUAAAGAGAGAUCUCCACUGGAAGGAUACAGUUCUGAAUGUUUCUUGUACAUAGUAAAAUGAGAAAUGAUGCAGAGUACAAUUAUUUCAUCAAGAAAAGAUGCUGAAAAGAGAUUUCCAUUUAAUUGUUCAAACAAUGUCAUUACUGUUGUUAUUAUUGUUAUAUGUUUUAUGUUGAAAUGUGAUACACACGUGGUUACAUGUUAUUCGAAUUGACUUUUUUUCUUCCCCAUUCUUUUUUCUACAGCAGAAAUGUUUGCUAUAUUUAAUAUGAUUGAUGUGACUUAUUAACAAUGUGAAAAAAGAUGUGUAUAUAAAAGCAGAAAGCUUUGACAGAUACAGGUAUGUACAUAGUUUUACGUCAAGUCACUUGUUUCAAGCACUAUUUUUAAAACACAUGCUUAUCAAACUCCUUUGUUGAUUUUUUUUUUUCUCUUUUUUUAAUUGUAAAUAGUACUCUCAUCACAAAACAACACUGGACUCUAUGACAGCCUGAAAAUGGUGCCAUACUUGACUUGUUAAAUAGGCUAUAAUGUUGGAGAGUUUAAUUUUGUCUUUUUGCUUAGCCACAGUAACUUUAACAUGCUAACAGGACAAGGUGUAGAUGUUGCAGAUUUGACCUACGUCCUUUGACUGCUUGUUUCAAAUGUAUUAUUUUCUUCCUUUGAAAUAAAGGAUUUCUUAAAUGGACACACAGUGGAAAAACACCAACAUUUUGCAAGCAUUAGAACUCUGACCACUCCUACAUCUCCCUCUCUGAGUCCUCCAGUUUUGUAUUCACUUGGACAGUAAACAGCAGGGGGCGUCCAACCUGUGUCAGUGACUCCUAACUGUGGACCCCUGACAUGUAAAGGUGCUAUGUGUAGCAUUUUAACAUCAAUAAAUCAU